Molecule: messenger RNA, 1446 nt
Organism: Salvia hispanica
Lineage: Eukaryota; Viridiplantae; Streptophyta; Magnoliopsida; Lamiales; Lamiaceae
Product: CDP-diacylglycerol--glycerol-3-phosphate 3-phosphatidyltransferase 2-like
Biological process (GO): glycerophospholipid biosynthetic process
Cellular component (GO): chloroplast envelope; membrane
Molecular function (GO): CDP-diacylglycerol-glycerol-3-phosphate 3-phosphatidyltransferase activity
Source: RefSeq, a predicted model, not a curated record
ACGCAAAAUCGUUCGUCUUCACCACUGCUAACCUACGCCUCCCGCGCUAACUUGCGCCUUCCGUGACAAUUUAACUCCGCCCACACUAUGCCUGGCGCCCUCAAAUUCACCAAUUCCGUUAUCCUACGCCCCCACCAACCCUAUACAUUUCUCUCCCCCUCCUCCGCCACCACCACCGGCCAAUCGACGGCAGCUAUCCGGCCGAAUCAAUCCGCCGGCUGGUGGCGCAGGACGAUCGCAUUCUCGCAUCCGACGCGCCGUGGAAUCGCUUCGCGGAGUGGCCGGGAACGUCUCCGAUUAUCAUCGGAUUCUCGAAACGGAGAAGUAGGUGGAAAUCUGUCUUUCAAUUCGGAUACUAAUUUCAAUUCCAAAAUGUGCGCCACCGCCAAUGGCAAGGCCGGGAGCCAGUCCGACGUGGCGCAGAAGCUAACCGGAAAGCCAGCGGCGAAGCUGCUUACGUUGCCUACGAUUUUGACGAUUGGACGCGUCGCCGCGGUGCCGCUCCUUGUAGGCACAUUUUAUGUUGAGAGCUGGUGGGGACCUGCUGUUACAACCGGUAUUUUUAUCGCAGCAGCCUUUACAGAUUGGCUCGAUGGAUACCUUGCUCGAAAGAUGGAUUUGGGAACUCCGUUUGGUGCGUUUCUGGAUCCAGUGGCAGAUAAGCUUAUGGUUGCUGCCACAUUGAUCUUGUUGUGUACCAGACCUUUUGAAGCUGGUGGGUUAGGGCAUGCACCAUGGUUAUUAACUAUACCCGCUAUUGCUAUAAUUGGCAGAGAGAUUACUAUGUCUGCUGUUAGGGAAUGGGCUGCUGCUCAGGACAAAAAGCUUCUUCAGGCUGUUGCAGUCAAUAAUUUGGGGAAGUGGAAAACUGCCUCACAGAUGAUUGCAUUAACCAUCCUCUUGGCUGCCAGAGACGGCAGUAUCGUUGGAGCCAAAAUGUUUGCUUAUUCAGGGGUUUUCUUGCUAUAUAUUUCAGCAUGGCUUGCCUUAUGGUCAUUGGUUGUGUACAUGAGUAAGAUAUGGAAAGUUCUUCUGCAGUAACUCCCCGUAGCAGUUUUUAUCACAGCAAUUAUAACGAAGAUAGGAGCGAGGACAUCCUCACCCAUAAAGAAGUGCUGCUCCGUUUGAGAUUCUUUAGCAUCUUCUGAGUUAUACCCCAGGAAAGUCUUCUAGUUAUCCAAAAUAUACGAGACAGAAUAAUGCUCGUUGCCCUAGUCACCUCUCAUCACCGAUGCAACGAGCGACCAGCAGUAGAUGGCAUUCCCACAUCUUGCUCAGGCAGUCUUUUAUUUUGUUUUAAAGUCACUGCAUUAGCAGCUUGUGACUGAUUUAGCCUAGUAGUGCCAGAAUGCUCGUUAAAAGAGUUAGGAUACAAUAAAAUUUUAUGUACUACUACUAUUAUACUUAUUUGUUAUUAAAUGUUCCAUAUAGUUGGUAUGAUAAAAU